Cladophialophora immunda is the source of this 872-nucleotide messenger RNA. RefSeq lists its product as uncharacterized. Bases 119 to 373 code for a protein of 84 amino acids. The transcript has 2 exons. NCBI's taxonomy places the organism in Eukaryota, Fungi, Ascomycota, Eurotiomycetes, Chaetothyriales, Herpotrichiellaceae. The record is from RefSeq and is a predicted model, not a curated record.
CUUCCAGAUCCUCCAUACAUUGUCAAGCUCAUCCACAAUCACGAUCCAGCUUCCGACCCUCACCCCUCCCUAUUAAUCCUCACACCCGCCGCGAAACCUCACCAGCCUCACAGCAACGAUGGGCGGAGGCGGCAAAGUCGCGUACCCGAAGCACGUCUGGUCCCCCGCCGGCGGUUGGUACGCACAACCUCACAACUGGCGAACCAAUACGCUGGUGAUGGGCGUGGUGAUUGCCGCGUGCGCGGGGCUUGCCUGGAGAGUCUCGGCACAGCGGGAGGUUAGGACCAAGAUGCCCGAGAAGGACGUAUUUUUCCCGAGCCGGUAUUGGAGCAGACAGAUAAUCGAGCACGAAAAGGCGCAGAAGGGCCAAUAGGCCAUUGCCGCCUACCUCCCCCAAUCCACCCCCCUGCCGGACCAAAACGAACCUCGACGAAAUUAAACCAUUAUUUUACCUCGAAGAAUAACUCCGUUGUACAUACUUCCACAACACUUGGGCAAGGCGCGGAUUUGGCUGGAUGAUCACGACUAUGCGAAAGCCAGUGGAGAGCAAGGAGGACUGUGAAAGAGGAAGCCACCCCUGGGGACUCCAUUACAGAGAGUGUGAGCAUCGGGAAGCAGGAGGCAACGACUCUACAACUGUACAUAUAUCGACACGGGCAAUAGGCGAGAUGCCCUGCCUCGCUCGAUCAAUCAAUCUUGCAGAAAACGGCUAGUUCAAGGUCUUGACUGACAAAGCACUGAUGCACACGAGACUUCAGAAACGGGCCGCGUGAAAAUUUGCACUGUCGAGGUCUAGCCGCAUGAGCCUGAGAGUUGAACAGCUAUAUGGGCCCUCUCUCUUCGUAUGUACUUGCGAAACCGCUCCGGAUAUG